Molecule: messenger RNA, 2533 nt
Organism: Oncorhynchus mykiss (rainbow trout)
Lineage: Eukaryota; Metazoa; Chordata; Actinopteri; Salmoniformes; Salmonidae
Source: RefSeq, a predicted model, not a curated record
UCUACGCUUAGUUCGGUUUGUGUCUCCUCUUUCAAAGGGUGCAAGAAUGUGAACUACUCGUCCAACAAAGCAUGUUACACUGCAGACAUGACUUGUCCGUCGGAAAGCGAGAAAAUCGUGAUAAACUGCGGGGGGAUGCGGCAUGAAACCUAUCGAAGCACACUAAAAACGUUGCCCGGUACCCGCUUAUCUUGGCUUACCGAGUCAGACGCCUUUAGCAACUUCGAUUACGACCACAGAAACGACGAGUUCUUCUUCGAUCGCCACCCAUCCGUCUUUUCAUUCAUCCUCAACUAUUACCGCACAGGUAAAUUGCACUGUCCGAAAGAUGUGUGCGGCCCGCUGUUCGAAGAGGAGCUGGCAUUCUGGGGCAUCGAUGAGACGGACGUGGAGGCGUGUUGCUGGAUGAAUUACCGCCAGCACAGGGACGCAGAGGAGGCGUUGGACAGCUUUGAGAAUCCCGAACCGGAGUUGGCAGAGGAUGACCCAGCGCUACCAGGACAUGCAUGGGACAUGAAAAGACUGUGCUUGCAUGAGGACGGAAGGAAAAAGACUUGGUGGGAAAUCUGGCAACCCAGAAUGUGGGCUCUUUUUGAAGACCCCUAUUCCUCAAAAUAUGCCCGGUACUGCGCAUUCGUCUCCCUUCUGUUCAUCCUCAUCUCCAUCUCUACAUUCUGCAUGGAGACGCAUGAGGCCUUCAACACCAUCUACAACAAGACGGAGAACGUGACGGAGGGAAACGUGACUCGCGAGGUGAUCGUCUACGAGGUGGUGACCGACAGCUGGCUUACGUACGUGGAGGGCAUGUGCGUCGUCUGGUUCACCAUUGAGGUGAUGGCACGCGUGGUCUUCUGCCCGGACAAGGUCGAGUUCUUCAGGAGCACCCUCAACAUCAUCGACUUCAUUGCCAUUAUGCCCUUCUACCUGGAGGUGGGGCUGAGCGGCCUGUCCUCCAAAGCCGCCAAGGACGUAUUGGGGUUCCUGCGUGUGGUCCGCUUCGUCCGCAUCCUGCGUAUCUUCAAGCUGACCCGCCACUUCGUGGGACUUCGCGUCCUGGGCCACACGCUCCGCGCGAGCACCAAUGAGUUCCUCCUGCUCAUCAUCUUCCUUGCUCUCGGAGUGCUCAUCUUCGCAACCAUGAUCUACUAUGCCGAGCGCAUCGGCGCAGACCCCGACGACCCUACGGCUGCCAAACACACAAACUUCAAGAACAUCCCCAUUGGCUUCUGGUGGGCUGUGGUCACCAUGACCACUCUGGGCUACGGGGACAUGUAUCCCGAGACGUGGUCGGGGAUGCUGGUGGGCGCGCUGUGCGCCCUGGCGGGGGUGUUGACCAUCGCCAUGCCUGUGCCCGUCAUCGUCAACAACUUUGGCAUGUACUACUCACUGGCCAUGGCUAAGCAGAAGCUGCCCAAGAAAAAGGGCAAGCACAUCCCCCGGCCCACCAUGCCAGGCUCGCCCAACUACUGCAAGCCCGACGCCAUUGCCCUGGCCACUGCCUCGCCCCAUAGGAUCCUGGGUAAUGUACUCGGCGAGGUGAUCUGGUCCGGAGGCCUUGACUGCCCCCUCGCUCAAGAGGAGAUCAUAGAGAUCAACCGAGAGUCCAAGCAGAACGGUGACGCGGCCACUGCGGUCCUGGCGAACGAGGACAGCCCCACCAUUGACCAGGUGCUGAGUCCGGAGCGAGAGGGUGCCCGAACAACACGGGAACGCUACCAGCAGGACCGUGCUUGCUUCCUGCUCAACACCAGGGAAUUCCGUGCCACAGAUGGGAAUGUGCGGAAAGUGUUAAGUUUCUAGCAUCGUCCUUUUCUCUGAAGACAUACUGAGUCGGUUAAUCAGAAAUUAUCGGAGGGAGCCACUUUACCAAGACGUGUGACACAGAUGGACAGUUAAAAGGAGGAUCUUUGGUGUGACGAGCAAUACCGGAGGGGAAUCAAGAUGAACAUUAGGUUGGAUCUUUAUGCUGUUACCAAAGUAGCUUCUUGGCAACUCUGAUCACUCUUUUGGUGACUGUCUGACAGAUCACAAUAACUGACUGAGCAUUGCAGAGAAAAGGACUCCUACUGCAACAUUCCAGAAGACGUUAUAUUGCGACGCUCAACCAUCUCAUACAGUAACAAAUAACCGACUGCCGUGCUGAUCUACUGAGUAACUUAGAGAAUCCAUGAAUUAUCACUCACCUAUACACGAGGGAGCAGGUCUAACUGACUUUGUAGCACCUCUGCUAACACUGUAGCAUUUGUUGGAAGGGAAAUUAUUGUCGUGACCUUAUCCAUCAACAGUUUGAACAGAGUGAUGUGAAAAUACGCACCGAAUCUCAACUUUACAUGCCUUUUUCCUCUUGUGUUACUUACCUUUACAAGAAACUAUUGUACAUGAAAGAUGAAGACAGCUUCCACCUCCAAAAGUUUAUUUGUAAAAUGUGUAACAACAACUAAACCGGUUAAAUGAACAGAGAACUGAAUUUAGACAUGUCUGUUCUCCCACCUCAUGAGUUCAUGACUUGUGGAGUUAAAGGCUUGAAUGAUAA